This is a messenger RNA of Knipowitschia caucasica, 1179 nucleotides long. Lineage: Eukaryota; Metazoa; Chordata; Actinopteri; Gobiiformes; Gobiidae. The record is from the annotation of a GenBank genome assembly.
AUGGCGUUCUGGUACCUGCAUGGGGGUUCCCCCAGUCAUCAGAUUGAGAACACUGCGAUACAAGCUGCACGGGUGAUUGGAGGAAGUGUGAUCGUGGUCCAAGGUGACAGAGCUGUCUUCCCCUGUCUUCUCACUGAAUCCACUGAGAGCCUGACUCAGAUCACAUGGCAGAGGAAAACCAGACAGAUCCAGUCCAACGCCAACUUCUUCACAAUUUUGCCUUCAAAUGGUCCGAUUUUUUUCAAUGGGCACGAUGAGAGAUUCAAAUUUCUUGGAAAUAUUUCCAUGGGAAAUGGAUCAUUACAGCUGUCCAAUGUGUCAAUGUCUGAUGAAGGGACGUACACAUGCAUAUUUACUUUGUUUCCUAGCGGUAAUUUCAAGACCGAGAUACCGCUGAAUGUACGAGUACCUCCUAAAAUAUUUCUGAAAGACAAUUUCCUUGUUGUUGGGAAUGAGGAGGUAGUUGUUGCCUCUUGCACAGCUGCUGAUUCUUGGCCUCCAGCAACAGUGGACUGGCGUUUAGGAAAUGUGUCUGAAUUGUUACGAAUAACUUACGACUCCACUGAUAACGCAGAUGGCACCAGCACAACAAUCAGCACAUUGUUGGGGACUCCCACAAGAAACCUCCACAACCGUCAUGUACAGUGUGUGAUAAAGAGUCCAGCAUUUCCUGAUGGGCGCACACUACCUCUCAUCCUCCAGGUCCAUUUUCCACCGAGUGAAGUCACAUUGAAAGAAAUAUCCAAAACCUCAUUUGAAUGUCUGAGUGAAGCCAACCCCAAGCCAAACUACACCUGGAGCCGAAUUGACUUCUCGUGGCCAGACUCUGCAGUGGAGGCCAGUGGUGCAGUGCUGGAGAUUACCAGACCCUCUGCACAAGUCAACGGCCUGUAUCUGUGCCAAGCCACCAACACGUACGGGACGCAGCAGGGCCACCUCUAUCUGGCUUUAUCUAGUGGAGGAACCUCUCUUGCUGGCUGGAUCUUAUUCUUUAUUUUACUUUCUGUCACUUUUGUUUUUGUUGCAUGGUGGUACUACAGGUCGAAUACAAAGUUUGUGGUGCCCUGUUUGAACACACAAGAAAAUGAACCCAAUCAACAGUGGACGGCGGUGAAGACAGAAGAACAGCAUGUGCCUUUAGGGGCCUCACCUGUGUCUGAGGAGCAGGCAGAGGUGUAG